AUGAAUAACACGGUUUUUUAUAAAGAUUUUAUCCCAGUUAUUCAAUUACCAUUUCCACCAUCUUUUAAUAUAGAUGAUUACCUCAAUUUGAAAAACCCAGAUGAUAAGUCAUCAUUAAAAACACCUAAUAGUUUUAUCAUUUAUCAUACUAUCUAUCAAAAAGAACUCAAAAAACGAGGUAUAAUUCUUCCAAUGGCAAAUGCAUCAAUAAUAAUCAGUGAACGUUGGAACAAAGAGCCAGAGAUGAUAAAAAACGAAUAUAGAAAACUCCAAAAAGAAAUUAGAAUACGAUUUGAUGAAAAAUUCCCAAAAAGAAAAUGUAAUGUUAAUACUAUUAAACUAGAACCAAUAGAAAAUUACGAAAUUAACUAUAAAGAAAAUAUAUAUAUGAUUCAUGUAAAGUUAUGUGGAUAUUAUGAUUUUUUAUAUUCUGAUUCAAAUAUUUAA
Messenger RNA from Scutellospora calospora, 447 nucleotides. The record is from the annotation of a GenBank genome assembly. NCBI's taxonomy places the organism in Eukaryota, Fungi, Glomeromycota, Glomeromycetes, Diversisporales, Gigasporaceae.